AUGAGACAGUUGGAAUGGAGAGGGGAAGUGAACUUUAGAGUCCAAUGUGGUUGGAAUAAUUGGAGGAAAGUCUCUGGCGUGAUAUGUGACAAGAGAGUACCAGUGAGACUGAAAGGUAAAGUUCACAAGGCAGUAGUUAGAUCUGCCUUCAUCUAUGGCCUGGAAACAGCACCUCUGAAGAAGUCGAAAGAGAAGAAGAUGAAUGGGACAGAAAGGAAAAUGUUGAGAUGGAUGGUAGAAGUGACAAGAAGAGAUAGAAUCAGAAAUGAAUACGUCAGAGGGACAGUUAAAGUAGUUGAGGUGUCAAAGAAGAUUCAAGAGUCAAGAUUGAGAUAG
Messenger RNA from Penaeus indicus, 336 nucleotides. RefSeq lists its product as uncharacterized. NCBI's taxonomy places the organism in Eukaryota, Metazoa, Arthropoda, Malacostraca, Decapoda, Penaeidae. The record is from RefSeq and is a predicted model, not a curated record. The transcript has a single exon. The coding region runs from base 1 to 336 and encodes 111 amino acids.